AUGACACACAGCCUUUAGCAGGCUUAUGCAACACACUGGAGUAUCAAAUAUUUAAUUCACCCACCACAUGUCUCAUGCUCCGUUGUGGACUGCCGUGGCCCAACCCCUGCUGUAGAUUUCAUUAUUGCUUUCCGUGAUGUCAUUUCACCGAGGUGGACAAUAGCUGUGGGGAAAAGAAAAUGAAUUUAGAGGUGAGCUGCUAAAUCAGACUUGGACUAACGGCAGUACUGAGACGCUCAGCACGUGUGAAACACCCAGUAGCCUGCACAGCAAACACACCAAGAUGAACCAAGAUGUUGAUGAAAAGAGGCUGCGUACUCGCUCAAAGGGAAUCAGAAUUCCUGUGGAGCCUGUGGGACAGGAUAUAAGCUGCCCAACUCCAGGAUGCAAUGGCUCAGGACAUGCCAGUGGAAAAUACGCACGGCACAGAAGUUCACAAGGCUGCCCUUUAGCCAAGAAAAGGAAAAUUCAGGACACUGAUUCUGAUCAACCUCUGACCAAAAGGAAAUCCCAUCCUUUGAAACUUGCCUUGGAUGAAGGUUAUAAUGGAGACAGUGAUGGUGUGGAUGAUUUAGAGAUAAAAGAGGAAUCAAUUGUGGAUGAAUCAGAAGAAGCACUUGAAGUUGAAGAAGAAAUAGAAGAUGAAGAAGAAGAAAGAAAUAUGGAAGAAACUGAAAGAGCAGAAUUAGUACCAGAGGUAAGGCAUAAAGGGCUAGAUGAUAGACCUUACUGGGAGGAUGGAGCCAAGAAUGUCAGCACUCGAAAAGACGAUUUUAUUAGCUAUCAGGAAUUAGUUGCCAAAUCACUUCUAAAUCUUGGCAAAAUAGUGGACGAUACUGCCAUUCCAUCACUCCCAGACAAAAAGUCAAGUAACAGCGAGCCGCAACCUAAUGAGACUUGCAUUUAUAUGAAAGACAGCAUGCAUCAGGAAGCAACCGAAGAAGAAAGUGAUUCUGGGAAGGAAAUUAUUGAAAGUGAGCCUGUAACUGAAGAUUCUGAAUGUGAAAAGGAAAUUGACCAGGAUCAUGACUCAGCUGAAGAGCACGCUGGCAAAGAUAUGCUUCCAUCUGCUGAUGAAGCAAAUGAAGAAGAAAGUAAAGAACUAAAGGACUCCACUGAUUCCACUCACUGUAGUGAGCAGACAAUUGUUUUCCAUCAACAGUUUGAUGAAGCUGAUAAACAGGAUGUGGAGGAGAACAAGACCACAGAUGUGCAAUGCAAGGACAGUGCUGAAGUAGUCAUGCAGGUAGCACAAGAGACAGAACAUGAAAUUCGUUGUGAAGGACAACCAAAGUCAGAAAACUCAGCCUAUGCAGAGGACAGUGUGGAGGAGUGCACUGAUGAGAGCAAAAGUUUACACCCAAAGCCUGCAAUAACUGAAGAGUCUGAAAUGUAUGACAUGAUGACAAAAGGAAAUCUUGGGCUCCUUGAGCAGGCCAUUGCCUUGAAAGCUGAGCAGGUGAAGAUGAAAAGAGAAGAUCUAAGCAGAGAGUCCAGGAUAUCAGUGGAACAAAUGAGGCAUAUCCAGAUUGAGGACAAGCCAAACAAAUCUUUGGAUUCCAUCAGGAAGAGUCUUUAUAGCAAAGAUCCCUCAAGACCAGAGAAAAGGGAAAUCAAGUGCCCUACCCCCGGCUGUGAUGGUACCGGUCACGUGACAGGAUUGUAUCCACACCAUCGUAGUCUUUCAGGAUGCCCGCACAAGGAUAAAAUACCUCCAGAAAUCCUCGCCAUGCAUGAAAAUGUUCUCAAGUGUCCCACACCAGGCUGCACAGGACAGGGACAUGUCAAUAGCAACCGAAACACACACAGGAGCCUUUCAGGAUGUCCUAUUGCUGCUGCUGAGAAGCUAGCAAAAUCUCAUGAGAAGCAACAUAACAACGAAUCUCCUAAAAGCAGCCAAAGUUCUGACCGAGUGUUAAGGCCGAUGUGCUUUGUGAAACAGUUGGAGAUUCCGCACUACAGCUAUAGACCUAAUAUGCUGCCAGUUACCCCUCGUGCUAACCUAGCAAAGGAGUUGGAGAAGUAUUCCAAGGUCACAUUUGAUUAUGCUAGUUUUGACGCACAAGUUUUUGGGAAACGUGUGAUUGCUCCAAAACUUCAAACAUCUGAAAGCUCACCGAAAACCUAUAAAUCAAAACCAUUCUCAAAGGCCUCCUCACCCAGUCACAGUAUGUCUACCAACUAUGUUAAAAGCUCAUCCUCAUCCAGUAACUAUGACUAUGCUCAUGAAGCCGAAGCUGCACAUAUGGCUGCUACAGCUAUCCUCAAUCUAUCAACACGUUGUUGGGAAAUGCCGGAGAAUCUAAGUACCAAGCAUCAAGACCACCCCACUAAGAACAUGGACAUUGAGGUAGAUGAAAAUGGAACUCUGGACCUCAGUAUGAAUAAGAAACGAAAAAGAGAGAAUGUGUUUUCAGCUUUAAGUUCCAGUGUGAGGUCAGCUGAGUUAUCAUCCUCCUACCUUCAUGGAAGCAGCAGCACAUGUAGCAGUGUAAUGGGUUCUCCGCAGUCAAGUCAAACAUCUAAACAAGAUGAAUUUGAUGGCCCUAUUGACUACACAAAGCCUAGCAGACAAAGGGAAGAAGAAUCUGAGGAGAUGGAACCUGCCACCUCUUCAUUCCCUUCCUCAGAAGCAGGAGAUCUGGAAGUAAUGGAUGAAAGUAUGGAAGAUAAAAAAUACCCAGGGGAAGUCACAAGUUCCAGUCUGAAACUGAAAUUUUCAUGCAAAGAUGCCAAGAAAGAAUUAAUAACCUGUCCAACUCCUGGAUGUGAUGGCAGUGGUCACAUCACUGGAAAUUAUGCCUCACACCGCAGUCUUUCUGGUUGUCCUUUGGCAGAUAAAAGUCUAAGAAACUUAAUGGCUGCUCACUCUUCAGAACUCAGGUGCCCAACUCCUGGUUGUGAUGGAUCAGGUCAUGUGACAGGGAACUAUACUUCUCACAGAAGUUUGUCAGGUUGUCCACGUGCUAAGAAAAGUGGACAGAAAUUGACUCCUACCAAGGAUGAUAAGGAGGAUCCUGAGCUCAUGAAAUGUCCUGUUCCUGGAUGUGAUGGGCUCGGGCAUGUAAGCGGCAAGUAUGCAUCACAUCGCAGUGCAUCUGGCUGUCCUUUGGCUGCUCGCAGACAGAAGGAAGGAUUCCACAAUGGGUCACCAUUUACUUGGAAACCUGUGAAAGGAGAUGGGCCAGCCUGUCCAACCCCAGGGUGUGAUGGGUCGGGGCACGCUAACGGGAGUUUCCUUACACAUAGAAGUCUUUCUGGCUGUCCAAGGGCUACUUUGGCCAUGAAGAAAGCAAAAUUCUCAGGGGAGGAUCUACUAACAACAAAAUUUAGAGCUAGUGAUGCAAUAGAGAAUGAUGAAGAAAUUAAACAGCUCGACAAAGAGAUCAGUGAACUGAAUGAAUCCAACACAGAAAUGGAAUCCAAUAUGGUGAAGUUGCAAUCACAGAUUUCCAGCAUGGAAAAAAAUUUGAAAACUAUCGAGGAUGAAAAUAAAGUAAUUGAAGAACAAAAUGAAGCCUUAUUUAAAGAGCUGGCAGGGUUGAGUCAAGCCCUAAUUCGUAGCCUUGCUGACAUCAAGCUGCCUCAAAUGCAGGAACCAAUCAGCGAACAGAAUUUUGACACCUAUGUUAAUACCCUCACAGAUAUGUAUACUAAUAUGGAAUGCUACCAGAACCCAGAAAAUAAAGCACUACUGGAGAGCAUUAAACAAGCUGUAAAGGGCAUUCAGGUCUGAAAAAAACACUGUAUAUGAACUGUUCAAGUAUGCUGUAAAUACAGUACAUUUGUGAUUGAUAUUGGUUUAGAAAUAUUUAUAGCAAUUACGAACAUAGAAAUUGCACUUGUUUAGAACAAGUAGUCCGUAACCUUAUUGUGUAAAUUUUAAAAUAACGUUUAAAUUGAAUCUGGAAAGCAAAUAUGUAAACUAUUCUGUAUGUUGACUCUUCCUAUUUAUUUAAUGUUUGUCUAUUUAUUUAACUUUGUUUUUAAUCCAGAUAAAGCUAAAUUUUUUAAAAAAAAACAUGUUUCUGGAGUGCAUGAAAACAAUAAUAUUUUAUGUUGCUCCGGUUUAAGCUGUUUUAUGAAGUUAACACAAGUCAAGUUAUUUUUGUAUUGUAUUAUUUAUUAUUUUAUUAAUGUGAUUUAUUCCCUUUUUAUGUGGAGUGAGAAUAUUUUAUAACUGACAUGUUUUGAUAAUUUUUCAGAAAAUAUUCUGAUUUUAUUAAUAUUUUUUCCUAUUCAUGAAAAUAUUUUUCAGACAUUUGCCACCACUGAAGCAAAACAAUGAAUUAACUACUAUUUAUUUGAUAUUUAAGCAAAUUAAUUUAAAGAGUCCUUACUAUAAUACUUAAGAGCCAUUUUUUGUGAUUGCCGUAUAUUUAUUUUAUAAGUCUACGUGUCUGUUAUGUGACAUUGGAUUUGAGGUCAGCAUAGUCUGCGAACUUAAAUGUAUUGUAGAAUGAUGCAGUUAGAAACCUUCCUCUGAAUAAUUUGAACAGUUUCCAAAAAUGAAAUGAUAAGAAAUUUUAAUAUGGGACGUUUACAGCCUUUUUACAGCAAGAGCAGGUUUACAGAAUUACAUUGUGGUUCUGGUUCAUUAUUUCUCCAUUGGACAAAAUAAAACAGAUAAGAAAGUCAUUGGAGUAAACCACUCAUCAUUUCUAGGACAGUAACUACAAAAGAAAAGAGCAAUUGCAGACUUCUGUACAAUGUACUGGAGUCCUGCUGUAGUUUUAACACAUUCCAGAUAUUGAACUGUGUUUGACUUUGUUGAAGUCUCAGGUCAUUAACACUUGGGAUCAGGGCAUUAGUGGCAUUCUUGCCUCACUGAAAGUUAUGUAAUUUAUAAGUUAUGUUUGUAAAUCAGAAAAAAACUGAACUUUUUUGCAGUGCUGAGUAUUGUAAUUAUUUACUGAAGUAAGCACUGUUCAAACACUGUUUUAGUGCAAUUUUUGUUGUGAUUGUGCAUCAAAAUGUAUGUAUCUAUGUUUAAAGACAAAAUUACUGUUUACUCAUAUAAAUACUUACAUCUUGUUGUUCCAUCUGCAUAAUGAAAUAAAACAAAACUAAUAAAAAAUUUUGAUGAGCCUAAUACUUAAGAAUCAUGUUUCAUGUGCAGUUUAAGUUAUCUUUUUGUUUUCUUUCAUUAUUGGUGUAUUUUAGUAAUAAUUCUCACUGAAGACAUGGCACCUGUUUUAUAACAAGAAG
This is a messenger RNA of Mobula hypostoma (lesser devil ray), 5208 nucleotides long. RefSeq names its product myelin transcription factor 1-like. The record is from RefSeq and is a predicted model, not a curated record. Gene Ontology annotation, cellular component: nucleus. Bases 284 to 3736 code for a protein of 1150 amino acids. Gene Ontology annotation, biological process: regulation of transcription by RNA polymerase II. Gene Ontology annotation, molecular function: zinc ion binding; DNA-binding transcription factor activity, RNA polymerase II-specific; RNA polymerase II cis-regulatory region sequence-specific DNA binding. Lineage: Eukaryota; Metazoa; Chordata; Chondrichthyes; Myliobatiformes; Myliobatidae. The transcript is spliced from 23 exons.